AUCUUCUCUAGGACAGAUUUUGCUGGCUGUUUUUCAUGGAGAAAGUCCAAGGAGAAAUGGAGAUUGAGAGAUGGGAAAGAAGCGAAGAGCUGUCAGAUGCCGAAAGGAAGGUGAUUCAAGAGACGUGGAGCAGAGUCUAUGUGAACUGCGAGGAUGUUGGGGUCUCCGUUCUGAUCAGGUUUUUUGUCAACUUCCCAUCUGCCAAGCAGUACUUCAGCCAAUUCAAGCACAUGGAAGAUCCACUAGAGAUGGAAAGGAGCCUGCAGCUGCGUAAACAUGCCGGGAGGGUCAUGGGGGCUAUUAAUAGUGUGGUGGAAAACAUAUACGAUUCGGAAAAGGUCUCCUCUGUGCUAGCUCUGGUGGGCAAGGCACAUGCUGUCAAGCACAAAGUCGACCCUGUCUACUUUAAGAUUCUGACUGGCGUCAUACUGGAAGUGCUUGCAGAACAAUACACCAAUGAGUUCAGUGUUCCAGAGGUUCAGAGAGCCUGGGCCAAGAUGAGGAGCCUCAUCUACACUCAUGUGACGGCUGCAUACAAGGAGGAACCCCCAGGUGACAGUGGUGGCAGCAGCAGCUGGAGCAGCAGCAAAGUGGCAGAACCCCUCCCACAGACCUGAAAUGCCGUCUCUCAGAAGACUAAAUUGGCACCGGAACAGGAUAGCACCCAAGAGAACUACAUCUGUCUCCUUUAAUUAUCCCGUGUACAUAUUAGUCAGUGGAAAUGCUUUAUAAUUUCUAUAGCUAAGGCCAGCUAAGCUAUAGAAAAACCAGGUGUGCAUAAACACUCUCCCUGAAGUUAGCCAGGCAAAUUAAAAUCAUGUACACUGUGACGGGGGGAGGGAAUGUAUUGAAUUUCCCCAGAGGGAAAAAUAUAUAUAUAUAGAUCAUGACUGUUAUGAUUCAUCCGCAUUGAUAACUCUGGAGACUUACCAUUUUUGUCUGUCUUGAAGAGGACUUUUCAUCAAAUGGCACUGAAUUGAUACGUUUCCAUCUUUUGUACUAAGGUGAGAAUGUUCAAGUUCUAGUAUUUGAAUUCUGCAAGUACUUUUGUGCCCGUAUAUCACUGAUAAGUCCAUGUCCUUGUUUCCCCCCCCCUCAAAAAACCCACUAGUGAUGUGUGCAUAAGUGCUUGCAGGAUCUCAUAUCCGCAUGAUACAUUCAGACCAUGUCCUUAAAAGGACAUUUGAUCUCAAUACAUUUAGUCUAGAUUUCAAAAUCUGCACCGUGGGUGGGACGAGGCUUAGUCUUGUCUUGUCAUUUUACGCUUUUCUCUACUGCUAACUCCUCUGGACUGGAGUUUCUCUGGAAUUAUAUGAAUUGUGUUUGCAGUCCUCACUGUUUUGUUCUUAGUUUUGUAUUCCAUUACAAUGUUUCUUUCCCCUUUUACAAAACUUUAGAAGUCUUGAGAUUGUAGAAGAUUUAGCCAAAGCUUGAAUACCUAAAACACCUGAAACCAAAAAAAAUAUAUAUGAUGUAUUAAAAGAACAAAUCAAUAUAUUAAUUUUUAGCUGUUUCAUGAUGCCUAAGAUAUUCUCUGUGUGAGUUGAGUUGAAUCAUUUCAUCCAGUCCUGUAUAUGUUGGCUUUCUGAGGUCUUAUUGGGCUACUUACAAUAAGUGGACAUGGAAGUACAUUCUUUGUUAGAUCUUGCCCCCUGUGAGCAAUUAUAACAGAAUAAAUCCCUUGUAAGUGAAUGAGGUUUAUGCAGGUCUAACUGUACAUAGGACUGUGCUGUGGAGUUGGCAAUACUGUGCCCAGAUAAGUUUGAGGUAACAAUCAUUUUUUAAUCACUUUCCUUCCAAUUCCAAUACUUAGAUUUGAAAGGAUUUCUCCUAGGAUUUUUGUGUUCCUACAACCACCAAUGAACUCCAGCAAGUAGCACUGCCACCUAAAUAGAAAGGAAAAAUCUGACUGUUGGCUGACUUGGCUGUUCAUUUAAUAGAGAACAGAUUUGGAAUCCUUCAUGACAUAGAAUCAGCCAAUCUGCCAUUAAAGAAUCUAGACUGGUUACAAAAUUUGACAGUUCUAAUGUUUAUAUGUACACAUUUUUUUUCCUGCUAAAAGACAUACCAUGGACACUACUACUACUACUACUAAAUUCCACCAUCACCAUUCUUCAAAAAAUAUGACCUUAAAUUCUGAAAGUCAUUACAGUAAAACCAUGAUCCCAUGUCACAAACUAAAUGUAUUUUGAAAUUCAUUUUCAAAGCAGGAUGACAUUUUUGAAAGGAAAAUACAUACUACACAUUAAUUAAUUUAUCCUUGAAGCAAUACAUCCAUCCUUAAAAAUUUGCAGCUAUAUAUUAUUUCAAUCCAUAACAAUUUGUUCUCUCUCUCUCUCUCUCCCUCUCUCUCUCUCUCUCUCACACACACACACACACACACAUGAUGGUGAGAAAAUCUUGACUGUUAUGCUGUAUACACAGACUAAAUUACUUUAGUCAAAACUGUGUGUAGUCAAAACAUAAACAGUUUUGAGUAAAAUAAUUUUAUUAUAAAUGAAAAAGGAACAGCAACACAAGAAUGCAAAAGAAAAGCAAAAAAACACGGCAUAACCUUGCCUAUAGCAAGCUGGUGAUGGAAAUGUAAAAUGAGCUGAAAAACUCAGAGCUUGUGCAGGUCAAAGGCAAAGUUAGAGUAGAAUAGCCUUGGCCAGCCAGGGCCCUACCAAUGCGCUGGAUUACAAUUCCCCUUGGCUACGCUGGCGGAGGUGAUCAGAGUUGUUGUUUAGCACAGCUGGAGGGUACCUGGCUGUGACAGUACUUAUAGUUCUUUACUGACUCUCAUUCAGUUCAUUCCCAAUUCUUCCAAACUUUGAAUUGUCUGGUCCUUGGGAGCAAAAAGCUGUUUGUCAUGGGGAUUAUCUGUUAAACAGCCAUGCACAAGAAUACGGCGCUGUAUAAAAUAAUAAAUAUUAAUACAUAUAAUUUAAUAGUGUAUUUUAUAAAAUGGGCUUCUGGUGCUAUGAAAAGUGAUUUGUGAACGUUUUCCUCCUUAUCGUACUAAUUCCUCUUGUUUAUUACCCAACGUACUGGCUGAACCCUGUUGUAAUUUUCCUCUGUAUUAUUUGUAUGACUUCUGUAUGCUGCCAAUAUAUUGUCUUGUGAUUUUGUUUAAUCUUUAUACAUUGGUUCCUUGUUAUAAGUGUUACCAUUCUGUGUUGUCUCCAUGUAAUAGAAAAUCAUCUAUGGCAGAGUAAGUUAACCCAGAGAUAGGCAAUAUGGAACCUUCUGGGUGUUUUGGAAUACAACUCACAAUGUCCUUGCCAUUGACCAUGCUACUUGGGGCUGGUAAGAAUCGACGUCCUGUACAUUUGGGGGUCAACACGCUGUCUCCCGUUGGCCUACCCAGGACUGAGUGAUUAAUUAAUAUGUUACUAUUGUUAAUUCUAUAUCAAAUCAAUCUCAGAUUUAUAGAUAUUCUAAUCCUCAAUAUAAACAUAUAGAUUCAGAAUUUAAAUUGCCCUAACUCUUCCCCUAUGUACUUACAUAGAACUCUGAUUUUCUUUAUAUGCUAAACUCCUAUAAAACAUAUCUUCGUUUCCAAAAACAUGCUUUUGGUAGCAAGUGUAUAUUCCAUUUUAAGGGCAUUAAAAACAAAUGUUAAACAAAUGCAAGUUGACACACCAUGUGUGUUUUUCUACAGGCCCGUCCUGCUUUUACUAUAGCAAUACGUGUUGUACCUAGGAAGGUAUAACAUGUACCCAUUAGUGCAUGUUUAAAUCUCUUAUGCCAAGAAAAGAAGAGUAAAGAGAAGGGUCAAUCCAUUUCUAGCUUAUGACAUGUCAAUGGCAGGCUGUGAUGGACUCUAUUCGGUCUAGCUCAGGGUCAGUCCACCCAAAUAAACUAGACAGGAAACACAACCAGACGAGCUCAUUUUUAUUUUAUUAUAAGGCUACAUUAACAAAAACUUGCAAGUCUGAAAGUACAAAUCUGUCACUUUUAAACAGUCUGAUACAUUAGGGCAGAUUCUUUUUAACUUGCUUUCUUUGCCCGAUAAACGGUUGCAGGCUCUUCCCCUUUUUAUCUGAUCAUUGCUUAGGCAACAUCUCUUCCCCUCGUCUCGCAAAGUCAUUCUUCCAAACAUUUCCUUCAUGAUCCAAAACCACUUAUUAAAAAGUCUUAUUGAACUCUGAGAACCAGUCAUAAGUCUCUUCCUUCGGCAUCAUCAUAACUUUGAACAGUAUUUGAACAAAUGGCCAUAAUUCGAGGACUACUUGUAUUAUAAAAACAUCACCGAAUGAUCUUUAGGUCAUUUCAACAACAAAUUACCAUUGGUAAUUUCAUCGAUUUUCAUCUGAAUAGGAAAACUUUGGGAGAGUUUCAAAUAUGUUAUAUGUGGCAAUCUUUAAGUUGAUUUACCCUGUUGUGAUGAGUAAUGGUUUCAUGUGCCAUUACCCAAAAAAACACCCACUUUUACCCAAAGUGGGGUAAUUUAUUCAGAUUUGGGAAGCACCAGCCUAGUCCAAUAUGACAGAUUUCAUCCAGCUAAAGCAAAUAACAAAGCACAGGCAAUAUGGAGCAAACACGGGCAGUCUAAGGCUUCAGAUGUUGUGUGUAUCUACUCAAAUAAUUGCUUCUGCAGCCCUUUGGACUUUGCAAUCCUAAGAUCCGUGGUACCAUAUAUAGGUAUAAAAACCUGUAAAGCAGUUUUCCAAGGCCCUGCCCACUUUGCAUCAGCACAUUGCCUUCUGUGACUUUUGUGUCACUAAUAAUUAGUUUUGCCAGCAGCCAUCCAAAGAUUAUGCAUUUUUAGUCUAGAACAUAUCUAUAUGGAUGAAUUGACUCCCUCACCGCAAGGAAUUUGGAUGGUAUUGUUUUGGACAGUGCUUGUUUUAGAAUGCUUAGUAUCCUUACAAAACUACAUUUCCCAGGAUUCCAAGUUUAGAGCAGGAGGACUGGCAUAAAGUGCAAAAUAAAUAAAAAUAUCAUUAAUUCCUCAACUUUUUUUAAUAGAAAUUAGUAUUAGUAUCAUUUGGUGGGAAGAAAAGCCAUGACUAUUGAAUUAUAUAUGUAGAAAUCCCUUUAAAUAUGUUUUGCCUUUUUUAUUUAGCUGAUGACACUUUCACACCCCUUCUUUACUGAUGUCGUAAUGCUAUCUCCAUUCUCAUUGG
Molecule: messenger RNA, 5111 nt
Organism: Ahaetulla prasina
Lineage: Eukaryota; Metazoa; Chordata; Lepidosauria; Squamata; Colubridae
Gene: CYGB
Product: cytoglobin
Exons: 5
Coding region: 36-617 (193 amino acids)
Biological process (GO): oxygen transport
Molecular function (GO): heme binding; oxygen binding; iron ion binding
Source: RefSeq, a predicted model, not a curated record